GGUCACCAGGUUAAUGGGCCUGUCAUUGAGGAGGAAGCUACCAGAAGCUGGACUGGAGAUACAGUUUCUCUUUCACUGCUCCUUUACUCUAAAGAAACCCUAGUAAGGACCAUGCUCCUGCUUCCUUUGCUACCUGUCCUUUUGUGUGUGUUGACCGUGUCCUCAUCAGGGUCACAAACCUGUGAGGAUACCCUGAAGACUUGCUCUGUGAUAGCCUGUGGCAGAGAUGGGAGAGAUGGACCCAAAGGGGAGAAGGGAGAACCAGGUCAAGGGCUCAGGGGCUUGCAGGGCCCUCCGGGAAAAGUGGGGCCUCCAGGAAAUGUAGGAAUCCCUGGAUCACCAGGACCAAAAGGCCAAAAAGGGGACCAUGGAGACAAUAGCGCCAUUGAGGUGAAGCUGGCAAAUAUGGAGGCAGAGAUAAGGACCCUGAAAUCAAAACUGGAACUAACCAACAAGUUGCAUGCCUUCUCAAUGGGCAAAAAGACUGGGAAGAAGUUCUUUGUGACCAACCAUGAAAAGAUGCCCUUUUCCAAAGUGAAGGCUCUGUGCACAGAGCUCCAAGGCACUGUGGCUAUCCCCAGGAAUGCUGAGGAGAACAAGGCCAUCCAAGAAGUGUCCACAGGAGCUGCCUUCCUAGGCAUCACAGACGAGGUGACUGAAGGUCAAUUCAUGUAUGUGACAGGGGGGAGACUCACCUACAGCAACUGGAAAAAGGACGAGCCCAAUAACCAUGGCUCUGGGGAAGACUGUGUCAUUAUAUUAGAUAAUGGUUUGUGGAAUGACAUUUCCUGCCAAGCUUCCUUCGUGGCUGUCUGUGAGUUCCCAGCCUGAGGAAACUAGUGCCUCCAUCUUUUCCUUGGCUCCUCUCUGAACUCUCAGUUGCUUCCAAAGAAAAUUCAGUACUGGUUUCUCAA
This is a messenger RNA of Arvicanthis niloticus (Nile rat), 914 nucleotides long. It is a transcript of the gene Mbl2, whose product is annotated as mannose binding lectin 2. Gene Ontology annotation, cellular component: multivesicular body. The record is from RefSeq and is a predicted model, not a curated record. Lineage: Eukaryota; Metazoa; Chordata; Mammalia; Rodentia; Muridae.